AUGCCUCCAGAGGAGCUGCCCCAGGGCUACCAGGAUGAGGAGCAGAGAGUAGAAGAGCUUGAGGAACCAGAGCAGCAGGAGGACAUGGCAGCAGAGGAGCAACAGCAGGAAAACAACGAGGAGGAGGCGCAAAGGAAAGAAGAUCUCAAUGAGAGCAUCAACUCUGAGCCACCUGAAGAGGCUGAGCUGCAGCAGCCUUCCAAGGAAGAUGGUACAAAGGCAACAGAGGGAAGUGCUGAGGUCUUACUUAGUGAUCUACAUUCCUUCUCCGGGACAGCGGCCUGGGAGGACAGUGGCAAGCAUUUCCAUGUCACCACCCUCUAG
This is a messenger RNA of Heteronotia binoei (common prickly gecko), 324 nucleotides long. RefSeq names its product protein tyrosine phosphatase receptor type C associated protein (gene PTPRCAP). Lineage: Eukaryota; Metazoa; Chordata; Lepidosauria; Squamata; Gekkonidae. The transcript has a single exon. Gene Ontology annotation, cellular component: plasma membrane. The record is from RefSeq and is a predicted model, not a curated record. The coding region runs from base 1 to 324 and encodes 107 amino acids.